AACAGGUGCUAUGGCGCAUGAGUGUUGUCGCUAUAACCUUCACACCUUGGCUUUGUUUUUUUGUUAAUCUUACAGGAAAUUUAGUACAGAAGGUCGCUGUGCUCGCAUAUGGCCUGAUUCUUGUCACAUCUGUCAUAUUAUACAUCACAGCUCGUGCCUUCCUUUUGGUACUUAUGUUCACCACUUUACGCAAUCUUCCUCCUGACGCAUAUGAGGCGGUGUCCUGGACCAAUUUAGUGCCGCACUUGUAAUUCUUGAUCAUGGUACUUGUCAUGCACUUCGCAC
Molecule: messenger RNA, 285 nt
Organism: Suillus subaureus
Lineage: Eukaryota; Fungi; Basidiomycota; Agaricomycetes; Boletales; Suillaceae
Exons: 1
Coding region: 18-251 (77 amino acids)
Source: RefSeq, a predicted model, not a curated record